Messenger RNA from Cynoglossus semilaevis (tongue sole), 4752 nucleotides. It is a transcript of the gene mafk, whose product is annotated as v-maf avian musculoaponeurotic fibrosarcoma oncogene homolog K. NCBI's taxonomy places the organism in Eukaryota, Metazoa, Chordata, Actinopteri, Pleuronectiformes, Cynoglossidae. The transcript is spliced from 3 exons. Gene Ontology annotation, cellular component: nucleus. Gene Ontology annotation, biological process: regulation of transcription by RNA polymerase II. Gene Ontology annotation, molecular function: RNA polymerase II cis-regulatory region sequence-specific DNA binding; DNA-binding transcription factor activity, RNA polymerase II-specific. The coding region runs from base 387 to 857 and encodes 156 amino acids. The record is from RefSeq and is a predicted model, not a curated record.
AGUUGUUUUCAUGAAUGGAGGGGGCGGUCACGAGGAGCCAGUGACGUAAGCGCUUGCGGAAGCAGAGCGUGGAAUGUUGGUACAUUGCCCCUGUUUUGUAGAGGAUUUUUUUUUUUAAUGUAUUUUCAGUGACGAGUGCGAGGAGGAGACACCGCCGCUGCUGCUGCCGCUGCCGGAGACACGUCUGACCCAAAAACUCUGCUGUGACUAGAAGACAGACUGUGCGACGGUGACCAGGGGGAAAACUAAGUCUACUACAACAACAAGCGCCGCCGCCGCCGCCGCUGUGACUUUUUUACUUCUCCGUCUCCAUCAUUACCCUCGCUCCGGAGCUGGAAGGCAGUCCACAGAGCGUGUCUUCUGAGAGCUUCUGUCCUGUUGUCCGCAUGCAGGGAAUGACUACUCAUUUUAAAACCAGCAAAGCUUUAAAGGUCAAGAAGGAGGUGGUGGAAAAUGCCCCUGCCCUCAGCGAUGACGAGCUGGUGGCCAUGUCAGUACGGGAGCUCAACCAGCACCUGCGGGGGCUGACCAAAGAGGACGUGGUGCGGUUGAAGCAGAGGCGACGGACCCUGAAGAACCGAGGCUACGCCGCCAGCUGCCGCAUCAAACGUGUGACCCAGAAGGAGGAGCUGGAAAGACAAAAGAUUGAGCUGCAGCACGAGGUGGACAAGCUGGCACGGGAGAACGCCAGCAUGAGACUGGAGUUGGAUGCCUUACGGGCCAAGUACGAGGCUCUUCAGUGUUUCGCCCGGACUGUCACCCGUGGACCCCUCCCGCCGGGCAAAGUGGCGACCACCAGUGUGAUCACCAUCGUCAAGUCCAAUUCCAGCCCCACCCCGUUUUCAGCCCCGUCCUAGUGUUGACAGGACUGGGCUCCGAUGCUCCUGCCUGGUCCUGACCCUGCCAGACCCUGUUCAUCCUAUACUGAGAAGACGCUCAGUAGUCAGACUGAGGGAUGGGAUGGGGGAGGCGAGCUCUAUGUGAUGUAACUUGGAUUUCAUAACUGCAUCUGGCUUCUUUCUGUCUGAUUCACACAACCUACACUGUCUGUGCACUGUGCAAAUCCACGCCCCGCACUCUCAGCACCGGCGAGCCUUUGUGACCCACUGGCCCGACUGAGAGCAGACAUUCGCUUUUACUUAGGUGUGAAACAAAAUAGGAGUUUGCAAUGCCUUAAUGUGGCAGUACUAGCCUACUAAUCACUAGAGAGUUCAGAUGGGAAACAAUGUGACAGCAAAGUUAAAUUACAGUGGGAAGAGAAGAGUCUUUAUAGAGGAGAUAAAGGCCGACAGAUACAGCAGGUGGCGCUGGGCCAAGUCAAGACAAGCGUUUGUGUAUUGGAUUCUGAUAGUUCAUACAGCCUUCGUCCGAUUUUUGUUUUUCAUAGAUAUUGCGUUGGACUUCAAACCAAGCUGAACAUAGACUUGAACCCUAGAGACCCUACGAAAAAAAGUCCCCUGUUGUCAAACAGACCGGUGUUAACCUACUGGUCCGCAGCAGUGAAACCGUAGACCUGACAUCUAAGACGUUCAGAAGUAGUAAGUGAACUGGAUAAGAGGCCUAUCAUCCCAGAGGUUGUUCGGCCUCUAGGGGAGGGCUGAAUACUUGAAGAAUGAGUUGUUAUGAUAGACAAUACAGUACAGGUCACCCACACCCUGACCCUGUUACAGGAUGUUAGUCAAACCGGAGUAUUCAGCUCUUAGAAGCAGAAACUAUCAUUGAAACCUUAGCCCAGUUCAGUAGCCUCCUCAAACAAACCCUCAAGAUGAAACCUGGAUGACGGAGAACCUUCACAGACACUUUUUUGAUCUCUUCUAUCUUGAUUACUCAGUGCUCAGUCAUGAUGUGCAGUUAUUUCUCCGCGGGGGAUGGAAGUAUCAUUUUUAAAUGACUUUGAUGCAGAGUAAAAAAUAUCCCCACACUCCUUAAUAACAGGCCCUUGCCGUGCCUUUUACGUACGUACUAGCAAGUUCCCCUCAGACUAGCUCUAGUCCAGGGGUCACCAACCGUUUUGAAACUGAGAGUUAGUCAUACAAAGAGCUACUUGUUUGAUACAGACUCUCCCGAACAGUGUAAUAAUAAUAAUUAGUUCCGGGACAUAGAAUAGUAGACACUCUUCUUACCAUCGUCACUGAAAGUGGAACUGAUUCAAAAAGCACAGUAACAGUACAAUUUUUGACUUUGAAUUGAAUUUUUUUAGGAAACUAUUGUACGAUUCAUGAUACGGUCUUUUUACACAUAGCACUUAAUGGGAAAACUGUCAAAAAUGCAGUAUAAAAGAAAAACCAAAAUGGCAACAGACAGAAGCUCUUUGUGAAGUAACCAGGACUUGCUGUACGUGCACAAUGAUCACAGGUGGUGUGACCACUCACUCUCUCACUGCAAAGUCACACCCCGGGUGUAACUGAGGAUGGUUCUGCUGCAGCACUUACUGGCUGACGUGUUUCCUUGACAUGCCACUCUUUGAUAGAUAAUCCAUAUUGGAUACAGUGUGACGAGGGCGGUCCUUACGAGUGAAUUGCGAAUCGGCUGAAUUUCCUGUAUAUUACAGACCAUGCGAGACGACAAAAGCUCCCACCGCCUCCUGUUUUUUUUGUUUUAACUCCGUCCACACAGAGAAAGACAAUCAUUCCUACUGCUCUCUCACCAGACGUGCCUCUGCCGGUGUCGGUCACUUUGAAACAGUAGCCGUUUUCACCUUUGCUUUUGACACACUCUUUGCAAGAGAACUCCUGACGACCUAUCUCUACACGCAAAAGCCCAACAAAGACGGUGGCGCCGUCACUACACACACUUCCUUCUGUUGUCUUCGUCUAUCUCCUCGGAGAUAUUUGAAUAUAAUAUUCACUUGAAAUUCUAAGUCGUUCUUACCGAGGAUCCAUUCCUUAUUUUGGGAGUGAAGUUUUUUGGAGAUUGUUAAAUGUCAGGAUUUUCUCUUGGCUAAGAGGACAUGACUGUUCCGCCCCCCGACCCCUCACCUCCCGUUCCAUAGCUGCAACAGAACAGUUUGGGGAACUUGCUGCUGUACAACCUGCUGUGAUUUUUAUGGCGGGGGCAUUGCUGUGUUCUAACUCUAACAUUUUGUAUAUUUUCACCUGGUUUCUAUGUAGAUAUACAACUAAUGUCCUCUUUCCGAUACCUAGUUUUCUAUGCAUAUACAGUAUAUAGAAUUUAUAAAUAUUUAAAUACAUAUAUAUAUAUAUUACAUAUUUUUCUAUAUUUAUGUCUUUUGCUAUCUUGGGAGUGGUGUGACUAUGUAAUCUUUAGACGUCGAAUCAUUUUGAAUUUUUCUUUCUUUUUUUUUUUUGUUUCCAAAAAGUCAUAAUGUUACAAUUAGGAAUACUGAUCCAUCCACAGGACACAAGACAUCUGAUUGGAUGUAAGGACAAUAUGCAGAUUGAGCUAGAAAAAUACUUGACAGGCCUGAUGUAAAUUCAUAUGAAGACUCUAAUACCAUUGUUAUUACACACACAAACAUAUAUGUAUGCAUGUGUAUUUGUAUACAUGUAUGUGUAUAUAUAUUUGAUAAAGUAUAUAAAUAUAUAUACACAUGCAUACAUUUAUAAACAUACAGUAUCUAUAUACUAUGUCAUAACACACAUAUAUGCAUAUAUAUACAUACAUAUAUAUUUGUAUGUAUGUUCAUACAUACAAUGUCUGUGUUUGUCUAAAAAAGACUCAAUUUGAAUCCAUGGCUCAAAAAAAAAAAAAAAAAAAUGCGGCCUACAUCCAUGUUUUUGUCCGUACCGAUGGUCACAGUACUCCUACAUACAGCCAUAAAGAGAAACCCAUUUGUAUAACUUAUACCUUCUUGUGUGUAUUUAUAGCCCAUGAAGUUGAAUCCACACAGAUACGAUCUCACACCAGCGGAUGUUUGAGUUUGACUGCUAUUUCACCUUGUAAGAAAAUAGCACAUUGUUCUGUUUCUUUUUUUUUUAAAAUAGUAACUUAAAAUAGACAAAUAAUGCGUAUAAAAUACAAACGUUGGUAUAAUAUUCACCGUGGACUCUCAUGCGCAGCUUGUGUGCCAACUUCGAGACGACCUUUGCCGUCGGUAAUGCUUUUGUGACUGCUCACGGACCUUAGCUGACAGAAAGUCCGAAGCUGCUGUAGGCAAGUCACGUGACUCAGUGGAACAUGUUUACAUAAAUGCCAGAGACGUACACCAAAAUAUGAUUUGUACAUGACGAGACUGCCCUAAGCUAGUUAGCGACGGUCACAACAGAACAAAAACCUUCUUAGCUUAAGCUUUACAACAAUGCCUUUGAGGCUCUAGCUUAUUCCUUGAUCAGCUUUGGACGUGUCAGGAUCACAGGUGGACGCUACGUUUAGUGACGUCACUACUUGAAUUGAGAUUAAAGUAGUGUGUACAAGUAGUAUACUGCAAUCAAAGACAACCCUACCUACAGGCGAAACGAGUACUUUUUCUGUGAUCUGCUAAUACCUUAAACAGUGGUUCUUCAAUGAUCAAAUCUAGAGAAUACUUCAUGGCAGCAGCGUUACCGGAUCUUAAAUGUUGACGUAUUGUACCAGGUUUACUACAGUUUUCCCCAUAGCACAUGUACUCUUUAUUACUUUAGUGUGUCAUUUUGUGCCAAGUUGUACAUCCCCACGUGAUUUUGGAAUUUUCUUUCAUAUUUGUACACCAUAGUGAUACUACUAAUUAUUGUAAUUUAAGCCAAUCUUGCCAUAACAUUUACUGCUUAGUGCAGAAAUAUUAGAAAGGUAACAAAAAAAAAAUGAAGGAAAAAA